AAAACAGUUCGGUGUGACCGUGAAACAGAUGGCACCGCGUAGAAAAAAUUAAUUUUAUUUCCCGAACCAUUUGCAAUGUUCUUGAAUUUAAUUUUGGUGACUCUUGUGUCCCUGCUAGUAGCAGGAUACUUUUAUGUGAGGAACAAGUAUAGAUACUGGGAAGAGAGGGGUAUUCCAUAUGUGAAACCGACUUUUCCUUUUGGGGUUCUGAAGGGUAUGGGAGGUGAAAAGCAUUUUGCAACAAUCAUCUAUGUUGCUUAUAAUGAACUCAAAGGCAAAGGACCUUUUGGAGGAGUUCACUUCUUCGUCCGACCUGUUGUUAUUGGAAUUGAUUUAGAUUUCUUGAAAAAUGUUUUCAUCAAGGACUUUCAAUAUUUCCAUGAUCGUGGAAUUUACUGCAAUGAAAGAGAUGAUCCCUUGUCCGCUAACAUGUUAGCGUUAUCUGGCCAGAAAUGGAGGAACUUAAGGAGCAAGUUAAGCCCUACAUUCACUUCUGGAAAGAUGAAGAUGAUGCAUAGCGUGAUUGUUGCAGUUGCUAAGGAAUUCCAGGACUAUCUAGAACCUGCAGCUCAAAAGAAUGAAGUAAUUGAAAUAAAGGACAUCCUUUCACGGUUCACCACAGAUAUUAUUGGAAACUGUGCUUUCGGAGUUGAAUGCAACAGCUUGAAGAAUCCUGAUACGGAGUUUCUAAGGAUCGGAAAGAGAGUUUUUGAAUUUAGUCCUAUUGAGUUUCUUCGUAUGUUCUUUAUGUCCAUGUUUCCGGAUAUUGCUCAAAUACUAAGGAUGAAAUUGAAUAAGCCUGAAGUUUCUGAAUUCUUCAUGAGACUUCUGCGGGAAACUACAGAGUAUAGGGAGAAGAACAACAUCAAAAGGAAUGAUUUCCUCUCACUCUUAAUACAAAUUAUGAAUACGGGAAAGCUUGAUGGUGAUGAUACAGAAUUAGGAAAGAUUACGUUUGAGGAACUUGCUGCACAAACUUUUGUCUUCUUUGCUGGAGGCUUUGAGACAUCUUCAUCUACAAUGACAUUUGCAUUGUACGAAUUGGCUCGAAACCAGGACAUUCAGGAUCGAGCCAGAGAAGAAGUUCAUAAGGUCCUUGAACAAUACAACGGAGAAUACACUUACGAAGCUUGUAUGGAAUUGAAGUAUAUUGAUCAAAUUAUUAAUGAAACUCUGAGAAAACAUCCUAUUGCCGAAAGCCUUAUUCGAAUAUGUGGUCAAGAUUAUCCUGUUCCUGGUACUAAGCAUAUCAUCGAGAAGGGGACCUUUAUAUUAAUUCCUGUCUUCUCUAUUCAUCGUGAUCCCGAAUACUAUCCCGAUCCUGAGAAGUUUGAUCCAGAUCGGUUUACUAAGGAAGGUAUCAAAAAUCGUCAUCCACUUGCCUGGAUUCCUUUUGGUGAGGGCCCUAGGAAUUGUAUCGGAAUGCGUUUUGGCAUGAUGCAGACAAGGGUUGGACUGGCAAGCUUGCUUUCAAAAUACCGAGUUAGGACAUCUGAAAAGACGCUAGACCCUAUGCUCUAUGAUCCUGGUAAAAACAUAUUGACUCCCAAAGGAGGAAUGUGGUUGAAAUUGGAAAAAGUAUAGAGAAGGCUUUUGAAGAGAUGAUUGUUAACCAAUCAAUUUCUAUUGAACCUUGUCGAAAUGUCUGUCUUGAUUGCUGAAUAUCGUCUGGUGUGAUCCAGAUUAAUUGAUUGAGAUCAUGACAGUGUAACCAAAUACAAAAUUGUUGAGAAUCAGCAUUAUUUGCCAAAUUUUUAUCUCAAAAAUUUGAUAUAAAUACGAAAGCUAAAAAUAUCACUAUAUUGGAAUCAGUUUUUGUAUAAAACUCAUGUGUUUGUGCCAUUAUGAAACAUUUAUUUUUGUGUAUGAAAAGAAUAAAUACUAUAUACUUGA
Messenger RNA from Phlebotomus papatasi, 1893 nucleotides. RefSeq names its product probable cytochrome P450 6a21. The transcript is spliced from 2 exons. The record is from RefSeq and is a predicted model, not a curated record. Bases 76 to 1584 code for a protein of 502 amino acids. Lineage: Eukaryota; Metazoa; Arthropoda; Insecta; Diptera; Psychodidae. Gene Ontology annotation, molecular function: monooxygenase activity; iron ion binding; oxidoreductase activity, acting on paired donors, with incorporation or reduction of molecular oxygen.